AGAAAUUGAGAAUGUGAUCUCACCUGAGGCAAAGAGCGAGCACACACGCGAUCCUCCCUAUAUAUGCGCGUGUGAUUGUGUAGUGGAAUAUUCCCGCGGGAAAAUUCAGUUUCUCAGCGAGCUUUUUCAGCCAUGGCGGACUCCGGAAUAGUCGAGAAGGUGGAAAGAGGCGGAGCAUCCAAAGCUAAAGAGAAACUGACGGUGGAGGAGUACCUGAACUUCAUUGACAGCAACAAGCAGCUCGACCUAAUCGUCGCUCAUCUCAGAGAGAAUCGCCACUGUGUCAUCGCGCGAUUCACGAAUUCGUUGAUUUUUUUCCAGAUUGUUGACAUGCAUGGAUUCAAAUCAUUGCAGAAAACUUCCAAGAACAUCGUGUUAGAGGCCGUAGAUUCACUGGAGCUCAUAGGGCUUGGGCGGUCAACCCUGGAAGAACAGGGCGUUUCAUCUCACGUGGAUUUCACAGUGAAAGAGGUGAUGGAGGACCUUGCUGCUCUCAAAUGGCAGGAGUGCUGCGUCACUUCUCUCCAGACCUUCAACGGAGGCAACCGCGUAUCCACUCAGAUCCAGUUCAAGAGAUAUGAAGUUCAGGAUCCAGAUCUGGUCAUCUCGAAAAACGGGACGGAGAAGAAGAAACAGAAGGCCAGUCCCGCCCUGCCGGCGGGAAGUGACGGCGAUGCAGAGAAAUCGGUGGGUUCGUGCUUAUCGGCGAUCACCGGCGGCGGAGGGAAAUCCGGGAAGAAGCCUGAUGGGAAGAAAAGAAAGAGAAUGUUGAAGGAUAUACUUCAAAGCUCCGCCCACACAUUUCAGGAGCAGAGCUGAUACAGACAAUUCUUCAACUGUUAACACUACGGCGAAGGCGGUCAGUUCAAUUCCAUUCUCAAACUUCUAAUCUAAGCUAAAGCUUAAUCCAUUGCAACAGAUGGAAUGAAAUUAUAAUGUGUUU
Molecule: messenger RNA, 943 nt
Organism: Cuscuta campestris
Lineage: Eukaryota; Viridiplantae; Streptophyta; Magnoliopsida; Solanales; Convolvulaceae
Source: the annotation of a GenBank genome assembly